Messenger RNA from Pocillopora meandrina, 2815 nucleotides. Lineage: Eukaryota; Metazoa; Cnidaria; Anthozoa; Scleractinia; Pocilloporidae. The record is from the annotation of a GenBank genome assembly.
AUGCUAAACGAGAAAAUAGAAGAACAAAAACGUCGAAACAGAUUACUUCAGCAGCACAUUGACGAAGUGCAAGAGCAGUUGAACGCGGUUAAACAAAACACCGCUAACCUCCGCAAUGAAUGCCAAUCUUUGGAUGAAACAUUUGAAAGUAUCUCCAAGCACCUCGACCAAGAGACAAGAGAAUUGACCGCGGUCGUGGCGAAAAAGAGAAGCAGGCUUUCAGAGUUUAAAGUUGAUGCUGAGUUGGUGGGGACUCGGCGAGAGGAGAAAGACAGAUCUGUUUCGGAAAUCGUGCGCCUCCGUAAGGACGUCAUGGAUGCUGGCAUAGACGUUGAUAAUCUGACGGUUAAAUUCCAAUAUGAACUUGGGAAAAUGGCUAUAUUUCCCUUCUGGAAACUGGAAGGGGAAAUUGAUAAAGUUCUCCAAAGAUGUGUCGAAAAUUCCACUCUUAAAGAAAGCAGUAGUGAGCAAGUUGUCGAUGCUGGGAACGGUCUCUACCAUCACGGAAAGGUGAAGUGUCUGUUCAGGAUAUAAGAUGAUUUGGUUUUAUCAACUGAGCUGAUAAUAUAAAUCGGCCACCGUAAAGAGUUUCUAAAGCUCAAGCGUCAGCCCCUGUUACAGCGAAUGACAAAGGGCUAUUAAACUCGUUGCUGUGGCCACUUAACAUUAUCAAAUCAGUUGAUAAAAUCAAAUCAUCUCGUAAUACCCUUUCCCACACAGCAACGCAGUUUUCUUCUUUGUUCAUAAUAUGGAUCCUUUGACUUAAUGUCAUCCUGUUUAAAAGGAAUUCAAUGAAAUGGCUCGUGAGACUUUCCGUAGGUCUGUAAAUUUUUACUUAGCCUGUACAAUUUGCGUGUGCCUUCAUGACCAAACCAGCUGCUUUAAGUAAGUGUUAUGCGGAUAAAAUCAUUCACAGACCAAUGGAUUUUUUUUAAUUCUCUUGGUCUUGAUCUGAUGUAAACAAAGACUACGCAACUUUUGUGCUAAAUGCCUCUCAAAGCCAAUUGUUAUUGAAUGUUAUUAACGGCAUGAUCGAUCGAGCUGGCGCCCUUUAAUUUUCAAAUCUAAGAGACUUAUUGUGAGGUUGCAUAAAAGCAUAAAAGUGCACGCGACAAACUCUAAGGAUGCUGUGGGUAAUUCCUUUACCUCAGUAAUUUGGGAAAUUCUAAGAAAACGUCACCGGAUUUAUAUCCAAGAAAAGAGCGGCUUAGAACAUUUUACAGAAAUUGAUUCUUUACUUUGAUUCAUCUUGUUAUUUCAUCAACAGUCUGCGACAGGUUCCGAAGAAAACUCAGUGCAAAAUUCUGAAGAGAAAUCAAAUAGAGACUCAAAAGAAGAAUCAGGAGAAAUCUCGGCGGAAAAUUCAGAAAAUAAUCAGUUGCAGCAGUGCUCCAAAGAGAACUUAAACGAUAACUGCGGGGACAGCUUCAAAACCGAUGAGAGCUCAGAUACAUCACAAAUAACCGUCUUAAAAGUACACAUGCUGGGGAAGGGUGAUAACUCCGUCGACAGAAGUUCAACACUUACCAAUACUGUUUCAAUCCAGUCCACUUUUUCAUCUUCCCAUGAAGGUUGUGCGGAAAAUGGCUGCGAAUUUGUCGAAGAUUUGUCAUUUUCCCACAAAGAUGCACCAAAGAAGGUACGAUUCUGCACGUGAUGAAGCUAUCAGGAUGUUGGGUCUCUAGCACUUAUUAAAUAUUAAAGGCAGUUUAUGUGAUAGCCACUUACAAGUCACAUUUAGCGCGCUUGAGUUGAGCAUGGCUAUAUUUGCUGCUUUGAUACGUCCUCGACUGAUAAUGCCUGCCCAACAAUAUCCGUGCGGCAUGCUUACCUGCAAAAGUAAGAAGAGAAGUCGCAAUAACAUAGUCGACUUCUGGAGGCUGCUAUCUGCUCAUGUUUGGUUCUCUCGUCAUUCUCCUUGAAAAAAUGACUUGAGACAACAAGCAUUCCCUCCUUUUCGGUGAAAUCCGCCGUGAAACUCAAAACAAUUCAGCGAAAAUUGAUGUUAGUGUGCCGCGUGGAACUCUGAAAUGAAGCGCCUCACUCCCAAAGUUCAGCUCGACGCGCCCAAACUUUUAUUCCUUACUGAAUUUUUUGACUCGUACGACGAAUUUCGCCGAAAAUUAGUGACUGCUCGUACUAUAAUACAAUUUUGAACCGUUUUAACAAAACAUCACCGAAUUUAUCGCGUAUUACCCGGCGUAGGAAUGAAAAUAUUAAAUGGAAUCUCUCAGUAGAACCAAAGUUGGCAUUUAGCAUUUGAUACGAAUUCAAAGUCCUAUUUUGAUAUCAGCUCAGCCCUUUGACUACUUAGAGUGACUGGCUUUUCAUUCCUUCCUGCAGUAUUACCCUUGAAUAAAAUGCAGUCAGUACCAUAGGAAAUGUAGAGAGAACAGUAUGGAGAAAAUGGAUACUAACGUUGGAGUGUAAAGGGUUAAUUAAGAUUAUUGUAGCGUGUUGCAGGCGUUCAGCUAGUAAAACAAAGUGCGAUAGUAAACAGCACUAUACUGGUGAAGAGUGAAAAAACGGGUAAAGCUUGGGUCGAGUCACGUGACGAACCCGACCCGACCCAAACCUCGCUCGCUUUUUCACUCCUCAGUUACUCACCGUCUCACUAUCUCACCGUCUGCUAUUUCGUUCCGUUUUAUCAACUGAAGGCCUAAAACACGCUAGAGUAAUCUUAAUUAAGACGGUCGUCAACUUCAAAUAUGUAACAUGUUAUUUUUUCUCUCUUUUGCAGAACCUCACAUCCAGUCGCCUUGCUCGUAAGUUACGGUUCUUGCGUUGUGUCCCAAAACGAAAUGAGGAAAACUGA